UUCCUCAUUGCCAUUUCCUAUUCUAUAUUCCACCAGUAAGCUACAAACAUGUCCGAGGUUGAGCUAGACACAAAGGCGUUUCACCGCCGCGCAAAGCGCCUGCUAGAUUCGUGGAAGAAUAACGGCCUGGCUGGUAGCAAGGGCUCGGAUGUCGACACAGUGUUGCUGCUUCAGGGGCGGUCUGACGAGACCAACUCGUACACAAAGACGAUUGCAACGCAGAUGUGGCUCUUGGGCUACGAGUUCCCUAACACACUGAUGCUGUUCACGAAGAGCAAGCUGUAUAUCAUUGCCAGCCCGAAGAAGGCCAAGAUUCUGCAACCGCUGCAGGGCGUGCCAGACGGCGUGCCUAUUGAGAUUCUCAUCCACGGCAAAGACGCGGCAAAGAACCAGACGGUAUUUGAUCAAACGAUUGCGACCAUCCAGGAGGCCGGGCCGAAUGUCGGUGUGGUGGCCAAGGACACCAGCAGUGGCAAGCUGGUCGAUGAGUGGAACACAGCAUUUGAGCCGAGCAAGGGCUCAAUGACUAUGGUUGACGUAAGCCACGGGCUGUCGCGCGUGCUGGCGCUUAAGGAGGAUGGGGAGCUCCAAUAUGAAAAGACAGCUGCAUCGAUUUGCUCGACGGUGAUGCAGGAUUUCUUUAUCGAGGACAUGGCCAACACAUUCGAUCAAGAGAAGAAGGUCAGCAACAUGAAGAUGUCAGAGCGGAUCACGGGUGUGCUGACCAACGACAAGCUGUCCAAGCGGCUAUUUUCCAAGGUGAAGAUGCUCGACAUGGUCGAAUGGAGUACUGAUCCGGUGGUUCAGAGCGGCGGGCGCUAUGACCUGUCGCCGUCUGGUGCCUCAGAUACAGCGCAGCUGCAUGCAGGCACCGUGGUGUGCACCCUGAGCAUGCGGUACUUUAUGUACAGCGCAUCUAUCUCGCGUACGUUCCUGGUGGAUCCGACGCCUGAACAAGAGAGGAACUACGGGCUUUUGCUCACCUUGCAGAAGCAGAUGCUCGACUGGGUCAAGCCUGGUGUCAAGAUGGGUGCUAUUUACAGCCAGGCUGUAGCGUAUGUGCGUGAGCACCGGCCCGAUCUCGCAGACAACUUUGUCAAAAACUGUGGAUUUGUGACUGGAAUCGAGAUGUGUGACGGUACCAACAUAAUCUCAGCGACAUGCGACGAGGUUGUGCAGGUCAACAUGGUCCUCACUCUACGCGUGGGGUUGGAGAACAUGACCAACCCUAAGGCGAAGGACAGCCAGUCGCGCACCUAUUCCUACCAGCUUGUCGAUACGGUGGUGGUCAAGGAGUCGGGGGCCGAGUUUCUGACAGUCUGCAGCAAAGAGCCCAACGACGUGCUGUUCUUCUUCAACGACGAGGAGUCGACGCCAGCAGCAAAGAGCGAGGCCAAGCGCGAGAAGAGCAGUGCCAGCAGCUCUGCGAGCCGCCGUGCGCCAGUAACCCGCACCUCCGCCAUUCUGCCCUCCAAGUUCCGCAGCGAGGAGAAGGAGGAGGAGUCCAGCAUGCGCAAGCGCCGCGAGCACCAGAAGGAGCUGAUUGCCAAGCUGCUGGUUGACGGCCGUCGCCGCUUUGCCGGCGAUGAGGGCGACGAUGGCGAGGAAAAGCAGGUUAUCAAGAAGUUUGAGAGCUACAAGCGCGAGACGGCUCUUCCGCGCGAGGCCCAGAGCUGCCGCAUCAUCGUCGAUGAGCGCGCCGACACAAUUGUCCUGCCCAUCUAUGGUAUGGCGGUGCCGUUCCACAUCUCGGCGCUGAAGAACAUCAGCAAGAAUGACGAAGGCGAGUACGUCUACCUGCGCCUGAACAUGGUGUCGCCGGGUCAGGGUGUGGGCAAGAAGGAAAACCUGCCCACUGACGACCCGACGGCGACGUUUGUGCGCUCUCUUACGUUCCGAUCGACCGACGCGGUGCGGAUGGCCGAGAUAUUCCACAGCAUCCAGUCGCUGAAGCGCGACCAGAUUAAGCGUGAGACUGAAAAAGCGCAAAUGGCCGACAUCAUCCAGCAGGACCGUCUCGUGCCGAUCACAGGCCGGCGGCCGAUCCGACUGCCUGAUGUGUUUAUGCGGCCGGUGGUUGAUGGCAAGCGGUUCCCAUCGGCACUGGAGAUCCACAACAACGGCCUCCGGUACCUGUCAACCGGGCGCCACAACAAUGCGACGAUCGACAUUCUGUUCAACAACGUGCGGCAUCUGUUCUUCCAGCCGUGCGACAACGAGCUGCUGGUGCUGAUCCAUGUGCACCUGAAGAACCCGAUCAUGCUGGGCAAGAAGAAGAUGCAAGACAUCCAGUUCUACCGUGAAGCGUCGGACGCGUCGUUCGACGAGACCGGCAACCGCCGCCGGCGCUUCCGCUAUGGCGACGAGGACGAGAUUGAGGCCGAGCAGGAGGAGCGCCGCCGCCGCCGCCAGCUCAACAAGGAGUUCAAGGAAUUCGCCAGCAAGAUCGCCGAAGCCAGCAACCACGAGGUCGAGGUCGACACUCCGUUCCGCGAGGUCGGGUUCAACGGUGUGCCUGCGCGCGCCAACGUGUUCCUGCAGCCCACGGUUGAGUGCCUGGUCCACCUCAGCGACACUCCCUUCUUCAUUAUCACCGUGGCCGACGUCGAGAUUGUGCACCUGGAGCGCGUGCAGUUUGGCCUCAAGAACUUUGACAUGGUGUUUGUGUUCAAGGACUUUAAGCGUGCGCCUGUGCACGUCAACACGGUGCCGAUGAAGCAGCUCGACAACGUCAAGGAGUGGCUGGACUCUGUCAACCUGGCCUACACUGAGGGUCCGGUCAACCUCAACUGGGCCCAGAUCAUGAAGACGGUCAACAAGGACCCCGCUGGGUUCUUCGAGGACGGCGGCUGGGGGUUCCUGGCCCACGACUCGGAUGCCGAGGGCGAGUCGUCCGAGGAGGAGGAGAGCGAGUUCACCGUGUCUGAGGAUGAGUUUGACGAGUCCGAGUCCGAGUCGUCGGAGGAAGAGUCGGACUUUGGCACCGAAAGCGAUGCCUCUGACAGCGACGUUGAUGAGGACGAGGAGUCGGGCGAGGACUGGGACGAGCUGGAGAAGAAGGCCAAGGCGUACGACGACAAGCGCGGUGUCCCUGGCGACAGCGACAAUGAGCGCCCGCAAAAGCGCGCCCGCAGAAGAUAGUCGGGCAUAUCUAGCAUCUUUCCCCGUAUUUCUUCACUGUUUCAAAUCUCAGCUGCCUAAAAAAAAGUCAGCAGCCGUGGA
Linderina pennispora is the source of this 3222-nucleotide messenger RNA. Its product is annotated as FACT complex component Spt16. The record is from RefSeq and is a predicted model, not a curated record. Gene Ontology annotation, biological process: positive regulation of transcription elongation by RNA polymerase II; transcription elongation by RNA polymerase II. Gene Ontology annotation, molecular function: nucleosome binding. NCBI's taxonomy places the organism in Eukaryota, Fungi, Kickxellomycota, Kickxellomycetes, Kickxellales, Kickxellaceae. The annotation marks the transcript as partial. Gene Ontology annotation, cellular component: FACT complex. The transcript is spliced from 2 exons.